AUAGAAGAAGGAGUAGAAAUAAUAUAUUUUUUAAAAAUUUAUUUUAGAUAUUUUAUCACUCAUAAGGAUUACAACAAAAUAAAGAAAUCUUUUUAAAGACCCAUGCUAAAAUAUCUGCAAUUUCAAGAAGAUCACCCCGUUUUAGGACCAACUAGCAAACUUCCUCUAUAUAAACCAUUCGAUAAUGUGGAACAAGAACAUAAAAUCGUAGCAGGAGUCUAUGAGCGACCAUCAUUGAAAGCCCCCUAUGAUAGUCACAUUGUUAGAGAUAUUCUAGCUCAAUCCAAACGUUAUCAAAACUUAAAACCCCAAGUUGCAUUACAAAUACUAGGCGAACGACGCAGUUUUGAGUAUUUCAAGAAAUUUGCCAUUUCACAUUUGGAGUCCAAUGUGAAAAAACAAUUUCGCAUAUUUUUUAAAAUGAUUGUGUGCAAAGAAAAUGCAUUUAAACCAAGUGACGAAUUAGCACAUAGCAUUUUUAGUUGGAAUUGGAAUGAUUUUCUUACACGUCGUAGACUUAAAAAUUUUGUAUGGGUAGAUGUUUUGUUAAGAACAGAAGAAAAAUGUUUGCAUAUCUAUAAAUUUCAAAAGGAUUUGGAACAGUUGCAGGUAUUUGUGGAGAAAAUAUUUGAUGGUUUGUUCUCAAAUAUGGGAAAAGAGGAUAUUGAUAUUUAUCAACAUAUAGAGAAGACAAUUGAUGAAGCCAAAAAGGUGCUACAUACCACAGACUAUGUGGAAGAUGAACUUUUUGAAAAUACCAAAGAUUUAAAACAGCUUAUACACAAGGAAUAUUUUCUUUCCGAUCCCAAACGUUAUUCAGAAGAGAAAUUUAUUAAAACUCAUUUGGAAAAUAGAAUUUUAAACAGCCACAUUUGGGAUCCCAUUGAAAUGCGUUUUCAGUUAAACUGGUUUCGUAAUAUUGUCCAACAAAACCAAUAUCGCAUGGAUAGUAAUUUGGAAAAAUAUCAAAGUGAUAUUGUCCAUUAUACACAAUUGCUGGAAAUGGAAACGUUCAUUAAUGGCAAUUGUUUAGAUUAUUGUUACUCCUCCAUAGAGGUGUAUAAAAAUCGUAUAAAUGAAUUUCAAGAUAAAUUUGAUAAAGAAUAUGAUGCUAUGGAGAAUAAAUUGAUAUAUAAACGUUUACAAAUUGAUAAGUUGCGAGAACAGCGUCAGUUUUUGUCUCAGGAAAUACAACGAUUUCAUGAAGAGGAAGAAGCAAUGCGUUUGCGAAUCGAACGUGAGGAGAAAGAAAAGGAACUACAGCAAGUGAGAGAAGCUGAAGAAUUAGCAGCUAAACAAAUGAAUAAGAAAAAGGGACAGAAAGGAAAGAAAACUCCAAAAAAUAAAAAAACUAAUAAAUAGCUAAUGUUAAACGUUUGUUUAAAAUCAAGGAAUAUAAUCUCAUGUAAAUGGAAUUUAUAUAAAAAUAUCCAAAAAACGUUUAUUCAAAGAAUAAAUACUUUUUUAAAAAUAA
Messenger RNA from Lucilia cuprina (Australian sheep blowfly), 1474 nucleotides. RefSeq lists its product as uncharacterized. The coding region runs from base 103 to 1362 and encodes 419 amino acids. NCBI's taxonomy places the organism in Eukaryota, Metazoa, Arthropoda, Insecta, Diptera, Calliphoridae. The record is from RefSeq and is a predicted model, not a curated record. The transcript has 4 exons.